AUGGCGUUGCAUGAGGCAGAAGCUCUUGAUCUCAAGAAUCAGGCAGAUAGGUUGAAAGAAGCGAUUUUGGCUAACGAAGAAGAAGAACCUGUCAAGCUUUUGCCACUGAUAAGGUUUGCUGAGUUGGUGAUGGAAAUGACAGAUGAUUUUGUUACUGGGGUUCUAUCCCCUAUCUACUUUGCUGGUUUUGGCUUAAAAAUCAACUAUUUAAUGAUUGUGACCCAGCCAAAAUGGCAUGUGAUGUUGCUCAUUAUGCUGCUGUUAUCCAUCCCUAAAGUUCUAAGCUCCUUAAUUACCACUUUCUUCUUUGGUAUGUCUGCUCGAGAUGGUAUAGGCAUUGGAUUGCUUCUCAACACUAAGGGCAUCAUGGCAUUGAUCCUGCUAAGCGUUGCCUGGGACAGAAAAAAGCUUGCCACGGAUAAUGGAAAACUGUACCUGUCUUUGCAGGUCACUGGGGAGUUACUAGAUAACUUGACAAGUUGGGAUGUAUUGCUAGCUGCAUUACCUGUUGGUAUAGUUAGUGGAGCACCAAAGGUGAAAGCCAUGGAGUUGAUUGAUCAGUUGGAAGUCACAAGACGUGGGCCAUAUAAUGGGGUAUUUGGAGGCAUCUCUUUUUCUGGUGAUAUGGACAUUGCCCUUGCUCUGAGUACCAUAGUUUUCCCAACUUAUACUCGUUUUUACACAAUGUACCCGUCUAAGGAUGUGAACAAACGUAGACAAUGGGUUGCCCAUCUCCAGGCUGGAGCAGGAAUCAUGGCUGACAGUGAUCCAGAUGAUGAGCAAAGAGAGUGUGAAAACAAAGUUGCAGACCUUGCCCCUGCCAUUGAUCUUGCAGAAGCCACAUUCUUUUUUUAAAUGAUUUGCAAAAUCUUUAUCUCAGCACUAGAUCUUGCUUUUGUAGACAAAGGAUAUUUAGUCAACUUUUGAAGGAUGGUCCUUGUUUGAUAUGUGCAAAGAAAAAUUUCAACCUCACGUACCUAAAUUCAU
Messenger RNA from Gastrolobium bilobum, 987 nucleotides. RefSeq lists its product as uncharacterized. Lineage: Eukaryota; Viridiplantae; Streptophyta; Magnoliopsida; Fabales; Fabaceae. Gene Ontology annotation, cellular component: membrane. The coding region runs from base 1 to 855 and encodes 284 amino acids. The record is from RefSeq and is a predicted model, not a curated record. The transcript is spliced from 4 exons. Gene Ontology annotation, biological process: L-tryptophan biosynthetic process; proton transmembrane transport. Gene Ontology annotation, molecular function: antiporter activity.